Linderina pennispora is the source of this 11246-nucleotide messenger RNA. RefSeq lists its product as uncharacterized. Gene Ontology annotation, molecular function: enoyl-[acyl-carrier-protein] reductase (NADH) activity; fatty acid synthase activity; holo-[acyl-carrier-protein] synthase activity. Gene Ontology annotation, biological process: long-chain fatty acid biosynthetic process. Gene Ontology annotation, cellular component: fatty acid synthase complex. Bases 85 to 11049 code for a protein of 3654 amino acids. NCBI's taxonomy places the organism in Eukaryota, Fungi, Kickxellomycota, Kickxellomycetes, Kickxellales, Kickxellaceae. The record is from RefSeq and is a predicted model, not a curated record. The transcript has a single exon.
UUGGCUACCUGCUAUCUUCAACUUGUUCUUCACCGCACUGUCACACCCUGCUUACAUUUUGCUACAUAUUGGUCUAUCCAUAUAAUGGCUUUGCUAGAACUGAAAACUAGAGGCUGCGUCUGCGCUACCAUUGAUGUUCCUGCUGAAGUUAAGAUACAUCUUGAUUCCGUUGCAAAUGAAUUUACCGAGCGUCACUCACAGCAGCAAUCUGCGCCACCGACACCAAUUGAGCUUGUCGCACAAUUCCUCGAGUUCUGUGCCACACGCAUCCCUGAACCCCCAGCUACCGCUCUUCUUGCAGCAUUUACCGAGCAGUUCUUGGGUGGAAAAGAUGUCCAUGUGGCCGUCGCCGAUUUGGGGCUAUCCGCAGAGCAAUCACAUGCAAUCAUACGUGCCUACCAUGCAGCCGCUCCUGCGUACCCCCCCGUCACACGUCCAGCACUGUUUUCUGAUCCGAAAAUCAAACUGCUGGCGAUCUUUGGCGGUCAAAUAGCUACCAAGGCAUACAUGGACGAGGCGCAACAGGUAUUCGACAUGUACCGCCCGAUUGUCUAUUGUUUUGUCCAGGAAAUGUCAGGGUUCCUUGCCUCAGCAUCAUCUGAUCCCGAAUUCAGUAGAUGGUACAAAUAUGGACUCGAUCCACUUUCGUGGCUCACACGCCCAGAAACCAUGCCCGGCAUCCAGUACAUGCUCUCUAGCCCGGUGAGUAUCCCGAUGGUUGGGCUGAUCCAGAUGAUGCAGUUGCUUGUCGCCUACAAAACCCUCAGGAUGACACCUGGGGAAUUUGCCAAAUCAUUUUCAGCUGCAGCUGGCCACAGCCAAGGCAUAUCCACGGCUGCUGUGAUGGCUGCAUCACAAACUGACGGCCAGUAUUCCAAAAACUGCAUGUCGGUGCUGGGGUUGCUAGUUCUGUGUGCAACAUAUGCAGAUUUGUAUGUGCCAUCCUUGCCGAUCGGCAAAAGACUCGUUCAAGAUGCCAUAGAUCAUGAGAACAGCAAGCCAACCCAAAUGGUGUCGGUUGGAAAGCUAACAAAGUGCAAGCUGUCACAGCUCAUCAACGAUUUUAAUUUGACAGUCUGUACGCCAAAAGACAAGGUGUAUUUGUCAUUGCAAAACACUGCUACCAGCCAUGUUGUCUCUGGCCAAAUACCAAGCAUAGUUAGAUUUGUGCGAAUGCUGCGAGCCCAGUGUGCGUCCUCACAUACUGACCAGUCACAGGUGCCAUUUGCUAAGCGGAAGCCAGUGGCAGAUAUCAGCUAUCUGGCAAUUGACUCUCCCUAUCACUGCCAGAUCCUUGAGUCAAUUACCGACAUACAGUAUGCAUAUGCGGAAAAAGCUGGAUGGCUGCUCACUGCGCAGGACCUACAGAUCCCUGUCCGGGCUGGUGAUGAUGGUCAUGACAUCUGUUGUGAGCAGAAUCUGACAAAAUACCUGCUAAAGUCGAUGUGCGUUUUGCCCGUUAACUGGGCUACAGCAACUGCCCAUCCUGGAACAACACAUAUAAUAGAUUUUGGACCAGGUGGGCUCCGUGGAUUUGGAUCAAUGACAUCCACAAACACGGAAGGAAACGGGAUCCCGGUAAUAUGUUUUGGUGCACUAACCAAGGGAAGCUCAUAUCUAGGCGUAAAGUCCGACAUGUACCAGCCCGCUCUAAAAUCAUUCAGCUUGCGAAGCUGGGUAUCUGAAUUCUCUCCAACGCUGAUCCGUACCGCCUAUGAUGGCCGACUGCAUAUAUCCACACGCAUGAGCAGACUGCUAGGAAAGCCACCUAUAAUGGUUGCUGGGAUGACGCCUACCUCUGCUAACUCCCAGUUUGUUUCCGCUGUUAUCAACGCCGGCUAUCAUGUGGAACUGGCAGGCGGGGGCCACAUCAACGAAGAAUCAUUAGUAGCCACGAUAGAUCAGAUCAUCAACACUAUCACUCCUGGCGAAGCAAUCUCACUGAACUGCAUCUAUAUCAACCCAUCGCAGUGGCAGUUCCAAUACCAAGCAGUUCAAAUGCUGCGCAGGCGCGGAUACCCGAUUGACAGCCUUUGUAUUGGUGCUGGUGUCCCGUCGCUGGAUGUCGCAAACGAAAUUAUACGAGCCAUACGCUCAGCUGGGUUGCGUUUUGUUGCAUUCAAACCAAGCUCAGCAUAUACCAUUCGCCAGGUAAUUGCCAUUUCCAAGGCGAACCCUGGCUUCCCUGUUGCACUGCAGUGGACCGGUGGGCGAGCUGGCGGACACCACUCGUUGGAAGAUGUGCACCAGCCUCUUCUAGAGACCUAUGCAGAGAUUCGACGGCACAGAAACAUCGUGCUAAUUGUCGGGUCAGGACUGGGCGGUGUUGAAGAUACUUUUGCGUUCAUUUCAGGCAGCUGGAGCAACAAAUUUGGAUAUAGUAAAAUGCCAGUCGACGGGGUUCUGCUUGGCUCACGCAUGCUUGUUGCCAAGGAAAGCCUGGCCAGCCCCGGCGCCAAACAGCUGAUAAUUGAUGCAAAAGGUACCCCUGACUCAGAAUGGCACCAGUCGCUCAAGUCGUCAGCCGGUGGUGUCAUCACUAUCAAGUCCGAGUUUGGCGAGUCUAUCCACGUUAUUGCCAACCGCGCAGCCUUGUUUAUUAAGGAGCUUGAGGACACUGUGUUUUCUCUGCCGCGCGAAAAGCAACUGGAAAAGCUGCGCCUAGACAAGGACUAUAUUAUUCGCCGUCUGAAUAGCGAUAUGCACAGACCAUGGUUCGGAAAGAAGGCCAGCGGCCAACCUGCCGAUAUUGAAGAAAUGACAUACGCUGAAGUCAUUGACCGGUUAGUUGAGCUCAUGUAUGUCCAUGACCACUGGAUCCACCAGAGCUACAGGAACCUUGUUGGUGAAUUCCUGCACCGUAUUGAGGAGCGGUUUGCCAAUUGCGAGCAGACCCAAGAAAUUUACACUUACUCGCUGCUUGACGAUCCGCAGGAAAUCAUCGUUCAUAUAUUCUCACUUUUCCCGCAGGCAAAAACGCAGGUGCUCCAUGUGUGUGAUACUCAGUUCUUGAUGCACUUGUUCCGGAGAAAGGGCCAGAAGCCAGUCCCAUUCGUGCCAGUGCUGGAUGGGGAUUUGGCGUACUGGUGCUUGAAGGAUUCGUGCUGGCAGUCGGAGGACCUCGAUGCAGUUGUUGAUCAGGACCCACAGCGUGUUUUGAUUCUUCAGGGCCCAGUCGCUGUAAGGUAUUCACAAUCAGCCGAUGAAUCGGUCAAAGAUAUCCUGGACAGCAUAUAUGAUGGGCACAUACAGAAGCUACUUCAUGAUCAAUAUGGUGGAGAUGGCAGGAAUGUGCCAGUUGUCGAGUCUAUGAUCCCGUGUGGGCAAUACCAAACAUCAGUCCCUGGUGUUUCUACCUCAAAAUCAGACACAGAAUGGGUGUUUACAUUCACUGACACCGAGACUUUGCUGCCUGAUAGAGCUGAAUGGCUCGAACACCUUGCCGGUCCACAUCCAAACUGGCUACGUGCUUUAAUCACAUCACCGGUUCUUGUUGUAAACAGCAUGUUGCAUGAGAACUAUAUUCAGCGUAUACUUCAGCCGCGCCCAAGCACUACUACCAAGGUUGGCCUUAGGUCUGGUCACCCAAAUUCGCUAGAAGUAUUCAGUGCAUCUGGGGAAUCGGUUAUCCACAUAUCCAAGGAUGAUCACGACACCAUCUAUCUCGGUAUGCAUUUCGUAGCCAGAAAUAGGAAAAGUACCCUCGAAACACUAUUUUCAUACCACCCAUCUACGCCCUUUGCGCCCAUCAGUCAGACUAUGGAUGGCCAUGAUGUCCGGGUCAAGCAUUUCUAUGCGCAGCUGUGGUUCGAUAAUCUGAGCACUGAACUCGAUACCAUCCACUCGUUUAACAUCACACACGAUCUCGUCAUUGACAAGUAUGAAGUAACCAAAGAGGAUGUGUUACAAUUUUGUCAGGCAGUUGAAAAUACGUCAUCACGAUGCAUGGGCAUUGAUGUAGAUAAUGGCAAAAUCCAGGCACCGAUGGAUUUUAUCGGCCGCGCAUGCUUUGAAAUUACAUGCACAGCCAUCCUACCCAUGUCUAUCAGAGGAGAUAUAUUGCAAUUGGUGCAUUUGUCAAACGGCUUCCGGAUACUGGGUGAUUCGAAGCCAAUAAUGGUCGGCGACAAGUUGAGUUGCCGUGCAAAAAUAACCGAGAUUACAAUCGAAGACACUGGGAAGCGAGUUGCAGUUAGCGGCACUGUUUUCCGCGAGUCAAAGCCCAUAGCAGGGCUGUCCUUUGCAUUCUUUUACCGCGGGACCUUUGAAGAUUUUGAAAACACCUUUCGGCUUGUGCAAGAGCCAUAUUACAAGGUUGAUUUGAAAACAGACAUUGAUGUUGCUGUCCUGCAGUCGAAGGAAUGGUUUGUAAUGCGCGAUUCCAUAUCGCCAGAUACUCUCAAGUCAGGUGCUGUUCUCGGGUUCUGUCUGGAAUCCAGAUACCAGUUUAAAAACAGAAGUACAUACUCACAUGUCAAGACCACAGGGGAGGUUUUCAUGCAGCUACCGCACAGCAGGUGUAGGCACAUAGCCGAUGUUGACUUUGAGUGGAACACAAGCUGUAACAACCCAGUAAUCGACUACCUGAAAAGAAAUGGCAAGGAGGCUGGCUCGCCUAUUUAUUUUGAGACUGGUGGGUAUUCGCUAAUCCCUGGCUAUGCUGAAACCCACACUGAAGUGAUGGCCCCAUUGUCAAACAAGGCCUAUGCUGAGGCAUCUGGUGAUUAUAAUCCUAUACACACCAGCCCUUAUUUUGCAGACCGUGCUAACCUUCCUGGAACAAUUACACACGGGAUGUGGACCAGUGCUAAUACACGCAGGUUUGUGGAGAUUUAUGCUGCCGACAGCCAUCCAGAAAGGAUAUUAUCAUAUGACAUCAACUUUGUCAAUGUCGUCUUGCCCGGGGACAUCCUAAAAACCGAACUGUCUCAUGUUGGGAUGAAAGACGGGAAUAUGCUAGUGAAUAUCCAGACAUUCAAUCAGAACGAGUGUAAAGUACUUGAAGGUACAUCGGAAGUGCGCCAACCGCCAACCUGUUAUGUAUUUACUGGCCAAGGAUCCCAACAUGUUGGAAUGGGUAUGGAUCUGUAUCACAGAUCAAAAUCAGCGCGCAAAGUCUGGGACCGAGCCGAGAAUCACAUGCUGAGCACAUAUGGGAUAUCCCUACUUCACAUUGCAAAUGCCAACCCUCUAGAUCUGACUGUGAGGUUUGAUAGCACUAGGGGAGAUAUCAUACGACAAAACUAUAUGAGUAUGGCGUCUAGAUCUCAGAGACACCGUUAUCCAUCGUCGAUCUUCCCAACAGUCCGAGCAGACGCUCAGUCAUUCACGUUCACAUCCCCAAAUGGCCUACUCCAUUCAACUCAGUUCACGCAGCCAAUUCUGUGUGUUUUUGAGAUGGCAGCUAUUGCUGACAUGCGUGAACAAGGUGUAAUUUCCUCUAACGCAUGCUAUGCUGGCCAUUCUUUUGGCGAGUAUAGCGCGCUGGCCUCCUUGCCAAAUAUUUUCUCUGUUGAAGCAGUACUUGAUAUUGCAUUCUAUCGUGGAUUGUUGAUGCAAUCUUCCAUUGAGCGAGAUAGCCAGGACCGUUCUCCAUACGGGAUGAUGGCAGUGAAUCCAAGAAAGAUACAUCCGGACUUUGGUGCAGACCAGCUACUCAAAACAGUUGAGAUGGUCUAUACUACUGGCAAUGGGCUGCUUGAGGUGGUCAACUUUAAUGUAGAAUCCAAGCAAUAUGUAGUAGCAGGAGAACGCAGGCUACUUGGAACUCUGAGCAAUGUACUAGACAAGCUUGCAAUAGAGAAUUAUGCCAGUCUGACGGAUAUGGAUAGAAAAAUAAGAGGCGUAGUGUAUGGCGCGUUGGCUGGACAGUCAGGGUCGUUCAAAGACAAUUUUGAUACCUGUGUAUCGAAGGGCAUUUCAACAAUCCCGCUUGAUAACAUCGAUAUUCCAUUCCAUUCCUCAGUAUUGCUGAAUAGCGUGAACUCUUAUCGCAAUAUUCUACUUGAGAAACUGCCGAUCGAGGCAGUUAGAUGCACAUCACUCUGCGGAAAGUACAUUCCAAAUAUCACUGGUAAACCAUUUAGGGUUAGCCAGUCAUACUUUGAGACGUCUUACCAGCUGACAGCAUCAACAAUUCUCUUAAAAGAGCUACAGAGUUGGAACCCAGAAUAUGCAAAGAAAGCAGGUGAAUCUAGGCGGCUUGCCCGUACUCUCCUUAUUGAACUGCUUGCUUAUCAAUUCGCAUUACCUGUCCGCUGGAUAGAGACGCAAGACACAGUGUUUACUGAGAUAAAGGUAGAAAGGUAUAUUGAGAUCGGCCCCACACCCAUUCUAUGCGGAAUGGCUCGAGACACUCUCCGCAUCAAAAGCGGUAUACUUGGGGAAUCAUCCUGGAAUAAUGAGGUUGAUGUACUUUGCUAUACCGAAGACCAUGAUGAGGUAUACUACAAUCACCGGGAUCCAGAGUCCCAGGUAGACACCUCUGCUUGUCUUGUUGAGCCAGAAACUAAUGUGGAAUCCACAGUAGAAACUUUCACUACCCCCAACAUUGGGCCUGUCGCAGAUUCAUCUACAGCCAGACAUCUUAUACCAGACAUGCCCAUAACUUCACUGGAGGUGAUACAUGCAAUCAUCUGCCACAAGCUAAAGAGGCAGCUAAGCGAAGUAUCGACGGCAAAAUCCAUCAAGGAGCUGUCAGGCGGAAAGUCAACUUUGCAGAACGAGAUCCUAGGAGAUUUACAAAAGGAGUUUGGCGAUGAUAUUCCCGACAAAGCAGACGACCUCCCGCUAGCAGAGCUGGCAGAUAUAGUGUCGUCGUUUUCUCGGAAGCUCGGACCUCAUACGCAAACCGUUCUGGGGAAGAUGCUAGCGUCAAAAUUGCCUGGAUCUUACACAGUCUCCAGAAUUCGAGAUAUUCUGAAUCAGCAAUACGGUUUGGAAGUGUGCCGUCAAGAUGGCGUGUUUCUAGUUGCGGUGACAAUGGAACCAAAAGAGAGACUAACCAGUGAGAAAGAGGCAAGCGCAUGGGUUGACAGAGUAUCAAAAGAAUAUGAAAGGAAAGCUGGAAUUUCAUAUAGCCUGGCUGGUAGCGCUAAAAGUAACGGACCAGGAAGUCCACAUACAAAAAUCAUCAUCAAUAGUGCCGAGUUUGCAGAGUCAAAGACUGCGCUGAACAAAUUAGCCAAAUGCCAGAUGACUGCCCUUGCAAAUUAUCUAGGAGUUGACCUACGGGAUGGUCAGCGCUACUACGAAGUAUCCACCUACCAGAGCACAUCUCUUCAAAGGCAAAUCAAUGACAUCGUGAGCGAGCUUGGUGAAGAGUUUAUUGGAGGAAUCAGGGGAGUAUUUGAUCGCAAGAAGGCUCGUGUAUUUGACUCGUACUGGAACUGGGUGCGCCAAGAUACACAGGACCUCCUAUGUAAAAUCGAAAGAGGAUCUUUGGAAGUAAUCAGUACUGAGAUUGAGCAGCAGAUAUUGGAUUUGGCUAACAGAGCAACACCAAGCACGAUUAAUAUGCUGCACAACUGGCUUUCUGGGCCAGUUUCAACAGCAAUAAGAGCCAAGCAACCCAAGCUCAUUAAAAUGCUACUCCAAAUAUGCAAGUCAGCAAUUGGAAAGCAGCCAUUAUACAGGAAUGUGCUGGCUCAAACUAGCCCGCAUGUCACAGUUUCCAGAGUAGGCAACCUGAAAUAUAAGGAAAUCCUGCGGCUGAAUCAACCUUCAUUCAAGGAGUAUAUCCAGAACAUGAAGGUUGGUGUCGGCGAUGGAGUUCCUGCUAUAUACAUAAAGGCCCGUGUGUCUUCAAGAGAACAGCAGCUGGAUUGGAAGCAAACAAACGAGUAUUUCAAUGUACUCUCUAGUAUUGUCGACUAUGGAAUCACUUUUACUGGGAAAAAAGCACUGGUCACUGGCUGCAGCCAGGGCUCAAUUGGUGCUGAGGUUAUUCGUGGGCUGCUUGCCGGGGGCGCUCAAAUCGUGGCUACUACCUCAAGCUACAGUCAAGAGACAAUACUCCACUUCCAACAUCUCUUUCAGAAUUUUGGCGCAAAGGGCUCAAAACUAAUUGUAGUGCCAUUUAAUCAAGGCUCUGUGCAUGAUGUUAGUAGCCUUAUUAGCUUCAUAUAUGACAAACCGACUCGUGGAGAUGCACUCGGAUGGGACCUUGAUUAUAUUCUACCAUUUGCCGCCAUAUCGGAGACUGGUAACGACAUAACGAAUAUCGACUCUCGCUCAGAACUAGCACACCGGGUGAUGCUGACAAACCUGCUCCGUCUUCUGGGGGAGGUCAGGUCCCGUAAAUCGAGGGGCGGCAAAAAUGUUGGCUGCACACAGGUGAUAUUGCCCAUGUCGCCUAACCAUGGCGACUUCGCAUCAACUGGUUUGUACAGCGAGAGUAAAAUCGCGCUAGAGGUAUUGUUUACACGCUGGUAUUCCGAGUCAUGGUCAGGCCAGCUGGCAAUCACAGGCGCGGCAAUUGGAUGGGUUCGUGGUACGGGUCUCAUGGAUGGGAGCAACCUUGUUGCAUACGGCGUCGAAAAGCAUGGAUUGAGGACAUUUACCACACAGGAAAUGGCGCUAAACAUAAUUGGAUUGAUGCAUCCGACAUUCACAUCCAAGGCUCAGCACGGCCCGGUGUGGGCUGAGCUGUCUGGGGGAUUCCACCUUAUUCCGAUGUUGGAAAAGACCACCGCUGCAAUACGUAGCGAAUUACGCUUCGUGAGCACCCGAAACAGUGCAAUAUUUGCAGAGCAUGGCCUUGAUAUAUACAGUGUAUCUGGACCGCGAGGGAAAAUCAUCUACACCGAGCCACGCUUUAAACCAAAAGCAAACAGCACCAUUGAAUUUCCGCACGCAAGGUCGUUUGAGGAUCUCCAGCAGAUGCAUUAUCUGCAGGGAAUGCUGAAUCUGGAUAAGGUUGUAGUCAUAGCGGGGUAUGGCGAGGUUGGCCCCUAUGGCAGCUCUGCCUGCCGCUGGGAGAUGGAGGCAUAUGGCGAAUUAUCGCUCGAAGGCUGCAUUGAGUUAGCUUGGAUCAUGGGUCUCAUCAAGCGUGCUGAUGGCAAAAACGGCUACUUUGGAUGGGUGGAUGCUGCAUCGGAAAAUCCAAUUGAUGACUAUGAUAUCAAGCCAAAGUACGAAGGCUACAUACUAGAGCACACUGGUAUUCGACUGAUCGAGCCAGAAAUGACGCACGGCUAUGACCCAAAGAAGAAGCUUGCGAUGCGCGAGCUGCAUAUCGAACAUGAUCUGGAACCUUUUGUGACGACAGCCGAAGAGGCUGCUGAUUUUAAGCGCCAAAAUGGCGACAGUGUCGAUUCGUGGCUAAACAACGACGGCUCCUGGUCGGUCAGGUUCUUGAAGGGUGCAACGCUGAUGGUGCCGAAGGCGAUAAACUUUGAUCGACAUGUAGCAGCCCAGCUACCAACCGGAUGGAGCCCCGAAGUCUAUGGUAUCCCCAAAGAUAUCAUCGACCAGGUCGACCCCAUUACAUGCCAAGCGAUUGUUGCUACGGUGGAGGCACUAAUGCGAUCAGGCAUCACUGACCCCUACGAGCUUUACCAAUAUAUGCACGUAUCCCAAGUUGGGAGCUCGGUUGGGUCAGGAAUCGGAGGUGCUUGGUCCAUGCGUCGAAUGUACAAAGACAGACUAGUUGACAAAGAAGUGCAAGGCGAUAUUGUCCAAGAGUCGCUUAUCAACACCGUCAACGCAUAUCUCAACAUGCUCCUACUGUCGUCAUCAGGCGCGAUAAAGCCAACGGUCGGGGCGUGUGGAACAGCUAUUGUCUCGAUAGAUGUGGCUGUGGAUACGAUACGGUCUGGAAAGGCGAAAGUGAUGCUAGCAGGCGGGUGCGACGAUUUCAGCGAGGAGGGCUCGUAUGAGUUUGGGCAAAUGAUGGCAACCAGCAAUACGCUAGAGGAAUUUGCCCGCGGCCGCACACCCAAUGAGAUGUCUCGUCCGUGCACAUCGACGAGAAGCGGGUUUGUUGAGAGCGGUGGUGCUGGAAUCGUUGUGCUCAUGUCUGCAUCAGCGGCAAUUGAAAUGGGCGUGCCAGUAUACGGAAUUGUUGCCAUGACGUCAACAGCAACAGAUAAAGAAGGUCGCUCUGUUCCCGCACCUGGACAGGGAAUAUUGACAACUGCUCGUGAGCGGACACUGGUGGCGGUCGAUCCGACCCUGGAUAUAAACUACCGCCGGCAGCAGCUCGACCAUCAGCGUGAAACUAUUGGCCAGUGGGUUCACGAAAAGCGCAGCUAUGUCAAGAAAACAUUCCAGGAUCAAGCCCUGCAAGAGCACUUGAGCCUGAUCGAUAUCGAGGCCAAAAGGCUGCUCAAGAGCGCCCAAGACACUUGGUCAAUGGAUAUUUGGAGAGACAGUCCAUACGUUUCGCCGCUAAGAGCCAGUCUCGCAACCUGGGGCCUGACAAUAGACGAUAUUGGUGUGGCUUCUUUCCAUGGCACAUCAACCAAGGCGAAUGACCUCAACGAAUCGCGGGUACUGAACCGACAAUUGCAGCAUCUUGGACGUGGGAAGGGGAAUGUGCUGCCGAUUGUGUGCCAAAAGUGGCUUACAGGACACCCCAAAGGCGCAGCGGCUGCUUGGAUGCUGAAUGGUGCUGUCCAGAGCCUUCGCACAGGCAUAAUUCCAGGAAACAGAAACGCAGACAACAUCGACGCUGAAUUGGAGGAGUUUGAGCACUUGCUGUACCCCUCAAGAACGAUUUGUACAAGUGGGAUAAAAGCCUGCAUGUUGAAGUCGUUUGGGUUUGGCCAGGUUGGCGGAGAGAUUGUUGUUGUGCAUCCCGACUAUAUCCUGGCAGUGCUGUCUAAGGACGAGCUGGAUGCUUACCAAGAAAAGGUGGGUGCUCGCAAGGUAAAAGCCAUACGCCAUCACCGUGAGAUUAUGUCAGGUUUUCGGCCAUAUGUCAAGGUGAAGACACACCCUCCAUACAGCCCACACCAGGAGGUGGAACUCUACCUCGACCCGCUUGCACGAGCGACUUCUGACCUGCCACACUCAGUGGCAGAGUAUCGUAUCAAUGCCACUCAGUAAUCGCGGAACAUGCCAGCAGCCACCAUUAGACACAUGUAGCUUGGGUGCACUUAUAGUUAUUGCUUUAAUAUAUAAAUGAUGCAGUAUAGCCACUGACGGCUACACAGGGUGAGGGUAAAGGGGAAAUGAGAAGUGGGAAAUGCGGAGAUGUGAAUAAAGCUAGAUUUCCUGCUUGUCAACGACAUUGACCGUGCCAG